AUGUAUCACCCUCAAGCUGGCAGAUCACAGUUCGAGAUGAAUGCUCGGAUCGUAGGCCUACAGAACGAGCUGCAGGCCGAGAUCGAUGGCUACGACUCCGCUCUCCUAUCACCUGAAGAUCGGAGAGACAGUGAUGACCCCAAGACAACAUCGACGGCGGUAGUCACUCGGGCGGUGCUCGACCCUCGGGCCCAAGAAUACCAUCCGCUGCUUGCAUCUCCUAACAGCACCACCGGUACCAGCUUCUCCCUCCCCCUUUCAAGGGUCGACAGAAUGAUCACGCCAGUCUACGGAUUGACUGAGCGCUCCUACGGAAAUCAAUUCACCGGCUUCGAUCCCCGUGAGGUCAGUUCCUUUCAAAUCGGUCCCUUUGAGAUCAGCUCCCGAGGUAUAUUCUGGUUCGCGGGGCGCCAGAUUUGGAAGGAGGAGGCCCUUAGCACGGAGCACGUAGACUUUGUGAACCGGGCUUACGCAGCAAUGCAAAAGAAAAUGAUAGGCGAUUACAACGGGAUAGAGACCCAGCUUUCCCUUCAGGUGCAGCAGACUGCGGCAAAGCAGCUGCGACUCCAGUCCCCUCAGGCAUACGAGAACAAAAGACAGCGCAAUCAGCUGCGACUCCAGUCCCCCCAAGCAUACGACUACAAAGGACUGCGCCAUCAGCUUCCCGCCGACAAAAACAACAGCGGCAUCCGCUCUAUGUUUGUUAACCUGCCGUCGCACACGUGGAAGGUUGUCCUCAAAAAUAUCGCUGAGAAACGCCAACUCAUCGUCUUUAAUCGCUGGGCCAACAAGCUCCCGCCGGCUUCGGAAUGGAAGUUCGAUACAAAUAUCCGCUCUGCGCUUCGCAAGGACGAGAACUGGCGUGAGCUGGAACAUGAGAUGACCGGUACGCCUGUCGAGUACAUGGAUGUCGUCGGACCGUGGGUUGAUGCGCAGUCACACUGGGUGCGGGCCUCGGCCUCGGAUGAAGUGUUGAGAACUGGCAGAUGGGGAUGGGUGAGAUAG
Messenger RNA from Drepanopeziza brunnea f. sp. 'multigermtubi' MB_m1, 1005 nucleotides. RefSeq lists its product as uncharacterized. NCBI's taxonomy places the organism in Eukaryota, Fungi, Ascomycota, Leotiomycetes, Helotiales, Drepanopezizaceae. The record is from RefSeq and is a predicted model, not a curated record.